AUGUCCUUCCUCGCAUACUUAUAUCGCAAAGUCGUGGUGCUUCUACUGAGGGCCAUUGUUGGUCGGAGGUCACCCAUACCAAAGCCUGAUGACAUCUACCAGAUCCAGUCCCGAGAUUCCCAAAGAAACAUUAAGGCACAUGUCUACAAUCCGGGAGCUGCAUCGAAACCUUGCUCAGUCUUGAUCAACUUUCACGGAAGUGGAUUCGUCUUUCCUUUCCAUGGGCAGGACGAGGAAUUCUGUCGGUUGAUGAGUCAAAGGACGGGGUAUACGGUUCUCGACGUUCAGUAUCGUCUCGCUCCAGAAAAUCCUUUCCCUGCGGCACUUAACGACGUGGAGGAUGUUGUCAAUUGGGUCCUCCGGCAGCCAGAGAGGUUCGACCGUGCUCGAAUUGCACUUUCGGGCUUCAGCGCGGGAGGUAACCUCGCUCUAGCAGCCUCGUCGACUCUCUUCCCUCGCGAGACAUUCCACGCCGUUCUAACCUUCUACCCGCCCGUUGACCUGUAUACCGAGCCCGGGUCCAAAACCGCGCCAGACCCCACUGGAAAGCCUCUUCCCGCGCCUUUGGCACGGUUCUUCGACCAAUGCUACAUCCCUUCAUCGCAUGACCCGAAAGAUCCCCGAAUUUCACCAUACUAUGCCCAGCCUGAUUGUUUUCCAGAUCGCGUACUCAUCAUAACGGCAGCUGGGGACAGCUUGGCGCCCGAGGCCGAACAACUAGCGGUGAAAAUAAGAGAGGAAGCCGGCCGCGAGGUGGUUUCUGCGAGGAUGGAUGGCUGCAAUCACGGCUGGAACGUUUCGCCCAAGAACGCGGUGGAACGGGAUGCGAGAGACAAGGCAUACGACAUGGUCGCUGCCAUGCUGAAUGGGCGGUGAUAGCUUUCGCUUCUAGUCAGAGUACGGAGUAGGGAUGAUCGACUUGCGGUGAACCAAGCCUUUGCCGCUGGAUGCACGUCCCUUCGUCAGACUUGAAGUCAGCGCAAUAAGCCGGCAAGCUGCGGGGCAUGAUCCAGGAUGGCCCGGGGAGAAGCAUCAGGAUUCGAGGGAU
Aspergillus nidulans FGSC A4 is the source of this 1048-nucleotide messenger RNA. Its product is annotated as putative esterase/lipase. Lineage: Eukaryota; Fungi; Ascomycota; Eurotiomycetes; Eurotiales; Aspergillaceae. The record is from RefSeq and is a predicted model, not a curated record. The transcript has a single exon. Gene Ontology annotation, molecular function: hydrolase activity. The coding region runs from base 1 to 876 and encodes 291 amino acids.